AUGAUACUGCUAUCAAUCAUAUUGAUAAACUUGCUGAAAAAUAUAGGCAUUGAUUGUUUAACAAUACUUUCUAAAGAGAUCGUGUCAUUUGUUUUAUAUCUUUUAACAAUUGUACUUAUACAUGAUCAACUUAUGAACUUAUUUACUGAUUUUGCUUUAAAAUAUCUAAUACUUCGCAAGAAUAUGCAAAUUAGAUGGUUGAAAUUUGGAAAGAAGGUAAAUGAAGAUGUAUCUGGUUAUUAUCAUUCUAAAUCUGUGUCUUCUGUAUUUGAUUAUGCAAUUAAUAAUCUCGGACUAUUUUCUUGUCCAAGAAAAUUAUUUUUCUAUAGUCAACCAUUAUGGAAACAAGAUAUUGAAGAUAAAUGUAUUAAUGUAACAACAUUGAUGAAUGAAAUCAAAAUCGAUUUCACAAAACGUAUUCAAGACUUUUAUAUGACUUCGAAAAAGGGUUCAAAUAAGAAUAAGAAUCAAACAUGUGUUAAUAUUGAAAUACAAGAUUUUAUUGAAUUUGGUUAUGAAAUGAAUCCAGAUGAUCUUAUACCUAUAUGGACACAAGAACAAGAGAAUAUUGUUCCAUCAAUAAUCACUAAUAUUGAUCAAAUCGAACAACCAAUAGAAUAUGUAGCUGGUUUAGAUAUAAGUUUUGUUAAAACAAAUGAUAAAGCUGUUGCAUCUAUGGUCAUUUUUAAUUAUGAAACAUUAAACAUCGUUGCUAAAAUCAGUGUUAAUUGUCAUAUGAAAAUUCCAUAUAUACCCAAUUAUUUAGCAUUUCGUGAAGCUCCAGUUUUUAUGAGAUUAAUUGAUAUUCAAAAAGAACGUUGUCCUCAUUUAACACCACAAGUUAUUUUAAUGGAUGGAAAUGGUGUUUGGCAUCCUCGUCGUGCUGGUAUUGCUUCACAUUUUGGUGUUUUAAGUGGAAUUCCAUGUUUUGGUGUAUCGAAAAAUGUUCUUUAUGUCGAUGGUAUUACACGAGAGAAAAUUAAAGAAUUAUUAAUUGAAAAAGCACCUGAAAAAGAUCAAUAUGUUGAAGUCAUAGGUGAUAGUGGAGAUAUUCUUGGUUUAGCUUAUAAUGUAACUGGUUCUGUAAAUAGUGCUGUUUAUAUUAGCGUUGGACACAAAAUAACAUUAGCAACAGCUUGCAAUAUAUUCAAAUCAGUGACUAAAUAUCGUAUUUGUGAACCAAUACGACAAGCUGAUUUACUUAGUCGGGAAAUAGUUGCAAAACUUUCAUAA
Molecule: messenger RNA, 1233 nt
Organism: Rotaria sp. Silwood2
Lineage: Eukaryota; Metazoa; Rotifera; Eurotatoria; Philodinida; Philodinidae
Source: the annotation of a GenBank genome assembly